AUGGGUGCUCGCCCAAAGACGAUAUACCUCCCAGACACUAUGGUCAACUGGCCCUGGCCUCGUACCAUCAAUCCUCAUCACGAAGAUGUGAAAGCUGAAGUCGAUGCUUCAUUCCGUGAUUUCAAGGCCCUGAGUCCUAAGUCACAAGAAGCAUUCGACAAAUGUGAUUUUGCCCUCCUAACAGCACUGCUUUAUCCCAAGGCACCAAGAGAACACCUUCGAAGCGGCUGUGACUUGAUGAAUUUAUUCUCCAUCGUGGAGGAGUACACCGACAUGGAGAAUGAAGCAGUCACGAAAGAAAGGGUGGACAUCGUGCUCGAUGCCCUACACAAUCCUCAUAAGAUACGACCAAAAGGCGAAUGCAUUCUCGGUGAAAUCACGCGACAAUUUUGGGCUCGCGCGAUCCAAUCUGCAAGCCUGCCUUCUCAACGUCACUUCCUUGAAACCUUCGGUGAAUACAUUAAUUCGGUAGUUGUCGAGGCUCUCGACCGUGAGCAAAGCCGUAGGCGCAGUCUCGAUGACUACCUGAAGCUCCGGCGCAAAACUGUUGGCGUAAAACCUUCUUUCUCAAUAUUUGAGAUGGGGAUAGACCUUCCUGAUGAAGUGUUCUACCAUCCCGUCAUCAUGAAUCUUGCUGAUUGCAUCACAGAGCUCAUAAUUAUCGAUAAUGACAUGAUGUCGUACAACAAGGAGCAAGCGGCUGGGAACGCAUUCCAUAAUUUGAUCAGCAUUGUCAUGUUGGAACUGGACCUCGACAGAGGCAGCGCGAUGGCCUGGGCAGCACAUUAUCACACUGAAGUUCAGAAACGAUUUAUCGACGGUCUUGCGAAGGUUCCCUCAUGGGGGCCUUCCAUCGACGUCCUAGUCAAGGAGUACCUCAACGGGGUAGCAAACUUGGCUCGAGCAUGCCAUUCUUGGAGUUAUGAGAGUCAAAGGUACUUUGCCACCAAGGGCCUGGAAAUACAACAAACUAGGCUUAUCCCGUUGUUACCAAGGUCCGAUCGCAAAGUCAUGUGAAUCUAUUAAAUCUGUUCAGAUACAAAUCUCUUUUCACAGAAUCUGGCGCUAGCCUUUCUUGUACCUCGUAAAUUUCGUUUUGAUAUGUUACUACCAUGCUUCUCACUCGGUCUCUCAUAUAUGCCACUCUUGUUCCCCAGUUCCCCAGCCCCCAGCCGACCAGUACUUUGCACUUGCAGUCGCAGUUACUUCAAAUUUACGGUCAUUUUCUAUUGAUCAUCGUUGCAGUAGGGGUUCCGCGGGCAGGGACUGUGCAUUCGGGUACAUAGGUUUGUUACCAGGUUUCAACGUUUUUCAACCGUGCCGGUGGUACUUAUCAUGUCCCACCUUUGUUGUGUGCUGCUCUGAAGAAGCCCUCAGUCCCGCGAUAUAAACAAGAC
Messenger RNA from Suillus fuscotomentosus, 1397 nucleotides. Its product is annotated as terpenoid synthase. The coding region runs from base 1 to 1017 and encodes 338 amino acids. Lineage: Eukaryota; Fungi; Basidiomycota; Agaricomycetes; Boletales; Suillaceae. The record is from RefSeq and is a predicted model, not a curated record. The transcript is spliced from 6 exons.